This is a messenger RNA of Dentiscutata erythropus, 197 nucleotides long. Lineage: Eukaryota; Fungi; Glomeromycota; Glomeromycetes; Diversisporales; Gigasporaceae. The record is from the annotation of a GenBank genome assembly.
AAGUUCUUGAAGCCUUACUUAACGAAAUAGAUAGUGGUGCUGAAUAUAAAGAUAAAUUAGACAAAAUGAAUACUUCUGUAAAAAAAAUGUUAAAAUUAUACGAAUGGAAAGGUGAUGAUGGCAAGGAUGAAGUCGAAAAUAUAAAUAAUCUAGAAAAGUGCAUAGAAAAUAAUAUUAAUCUCUAUUCUGGAACAUGA